Molecule: messenger RNA, 1895 nt
Organism: Condylostylus longicornis
Lineage: Eukaryota; Metazoa; Arthropoda; Insecta; Diptera; Dolichopodidae
Gene: hd
Product: protein downstream neighbor of son homolog
Exons: 4
Coding region: 76-1758 (560 amino acids)
Biological process (GO): nuclear DNA replication
Cellular component (GO): nucleus
Source: RefSeq, a predicted model, not a curated record
AUCAAAUGUGAAUGUGCUCAAAUCUCAUUUUUUCCCUCGUUUUAAAUUUUUUCAAAGUCGAUGUCUUGAAAAAUUAUGGAAAAUGCCAACUUAUCACAAACUUGGAAAACUCCAGAUGAAGUCUUAAAAUUGCAUAGACUCAAGAAAAAGAAAGAUGCUCUUGCAGCAAGGGUUAGUAAUGUUAAAAUUGAGCAGGAUAAAGAUGUGAUAAAGGAAGCUUUAUUAGAAGCAGUUGUGGCCCAAAAAAGAAAGAAUCCAUUUGCGAAAGGUAAUGACCACUCAAGAAAAAUUCAAAAAACCAUAUCUUCAGAUGAAAUUUUGAAUUCGGAAGACACAAUUUUUCAGUUAAUUAACCCAACGGCAAGCUUUGAAAGCAAUAAAGAUAAUACUAAAGGAGUAAAGAGCUCAAAACCACAGCCUUUCGAUAUAAAAACUUUUGCUAAUUUAUUUAAUGAAACUGUUGAACCUGAAACAGACGAUAAUGAAAGGUCGGGAGAAAGAUUACCCAUUGAUUGGGGAUUAAAAUUACGAAUGCGCAUAUUGUGUGAAACGGAUUUACCAGGAAGCAAUCUUAAGUCUAAUCAAGAAGCGAGUGGAAUAACUGGAUUCGUCAGAUGUAUAAAUCGAAAACAUGAUAUCGAGAACUCUAGCCUUGAUAUAUCAUUGGGUGCUAGAUUUCAUCAAGGUUUACAUUAUUGGCAACAUCCAACAUUACCUUGGCUAACUCUUUUUCCUCGUAAUGCAAAGGAGAACAGUGGUUUUCAAAUAAAAGAAAAAGAGCGUAAUUUUUUAACAAAAGAUUGGUCGGAUAGUUUUCGAGGAGUUUUUCAAUUAUUGAGAGCAAGACAGUGUCCAUAUUUUUAUUUAUGUGCUAAUCAAUUCACAGUCUUAUUCAGAUCUGCUGGAAUAGGUGGACGAGCAGAGAUGCACGCUAUCAUGUCUCCUACGACAAGAGGAAUGCGAAAUGCUUUACGGCAAGAGGAAAUAGAAUUUUCGAUGCCAUUAAAGAAAGAUAAUAACCUUAAUAAAUCAAAUGAAGAGAAUAGCAAAAUAUCUGAAAAUUCAAAUAAUAGUAAUAAUCAAGAAAAUCAAAAUGAUAGUACAAGAAAUAUUUCUAGUGAUGAUGAUAUGGAAGAAGAAAAAUGGUUAGAAGAUUUAGGUGUCGGAGAAAGUGAAAUUAGAAAAAUCAAUACAGUACACGUGAAACGACAAUUUAGUAAGGAAGUUUCUGAUGAUUUCAGUGAUAUUUCUGCAGUUUUGAUAGAAGGUAUAGAAUGUCAAGCUUUGUUUAAUUUCUUACUAAACUCCAAAAGUUCAAUAGCCAAUGUUGGACGUUUAGCUGGUAUUCCACCUACUCUAUUAUCACCGGUUGCAUUCCCAAAAGCGUCCAUGCAAAGUCUUACUGUACGAUCUAGUAAAGUGAGAAAUGAUGGAAAAGAAUAUUUUAGCGCAGAAAUCAAGGGGAUUAUUCUUCCUAGCGUUUUACCAUAUAUGACGUUUUUGCUAAGCGAAACAAAAAAUGCAUUUAGCGUUACUUUAACAGGACCUCCAAGCACUUUAGGCUUAACGAAAGUUGCCAAAAAGCUAAUCCAAGAGGAGGGAAUAACAGUGUCGGACCAAGUUUUUGGGAAAGAAAAUUUGUCUGAUUGUGGUUUGCAAGAAGAAAUUCUUGAUUUAAUGUGUAAUGUUCAAAGUGAUUCAGUUAGUUUAAUUGAAAGAAUUUGCUUUAGUAAAGGUGUAGGUUUCAUUUGGAGCUGAUAAUUAAAUUAAUCUUAUAUUUAUAUAAUUAAUUAGGUUAUUUUCAUUAACUGAAUAUACACAUAUACAUAAUAUAUAAAUUUUAUUGAAUAUAUUUAAAUUUUUUUUUUAAAUCUAAUGUAUUUUAAUGGUCGACA